GAAAACAGUGUGUCUACUGUGCUUCUUCUUCCUCUCGCCAAGAGUGUUGGUGUGUGUGUGGUUGAGUGGUUCCUGAGCGAAGCCAACAAUCUCCUUCGAUGAUACCACCGCAAUCUCCACGAUGUUUGGCCUGGCUGGUCUCCCCCACGUCAACGAUUACAGCUGGAGGAAGAUGCAACAACAUGCAGGCGAGGCGCUUGACAAAAUGUGCCACUCCUGGCAGCGGUGGCGGGUUGAGAGCGUGAAGCCUGAAGGUUGCUGUGACGAGGCAGGGGAUUUUGUGGUGAAACCCCGGUAGUCUUCAGCAUCGAUAUGCUGGUCUGCUCCUUCAAUUCCAUCCUGCAGUUAACACCCACAGGUCACUCGAAUCAAGCCGCCCACCCGCCUGGCAAUCAGUUUAAUGCAAGCUUCAUUAGUUCCAUCUCCAUUGUGAAUGGAAUGAAAGAACAUACAUCAGAGUCGUCCUGCACGCGGAUGACAGCCGGAAGCAUGUCAUAUUCUUCAUCGGAAUGCAGACCAGCACCGCAGCCCGAUCCAAUCCUAAGAUUUGCAAGUUUUUCUAUUGGUGUCCUUUUUUUUCCCGAUCUGAUUCUGUUUGCAGUCAAUGCGUUGGAUGCUUGCUUUGGCAUUGGUUUUGGGAAUUUGAUAGAUGUGUGGAAUGUGUUUGAGAUAACCAUGCUCAGGAGAAGCCGAAGAAGGAAACUCUGGUGCUGUUCUUCGUUGCAAACAUAUGGGGAGGUGUGGUGGGUGAGAGGAAUACACACAUGCCCAGAACUGCCCCACACUCCCCAUCCCAUCGACAGUGUGUUGGCAGUGGCAAAAUAUCACCUCCGUGCUGCCACACCAUUGCUACCAUCAUCAAAUCCAUCCUCUAUUAGGUAUCACCAACUCACCUUCAAGUCCCACUUCUUGAAUGACAUGACCAUCCCAGGCUGCACUCAAGCUAUCAGCUGCAUUAGAAUCUGAAAGAGAGGGAGAGAACAACAGACUUGCCAUUUGCCUAAUUGCCCCAUCACAACAUAGAUUUUUCAUCUGCUGGCUUGCUGAAAGAUUGUUCAUCUUUAUUACCUCUGGGUGUCUGUAAAUCAUUCACGAUUCCUCUCUUUUCAGUGUCAAAAGCUGAGGUCUUGCAGCUGAUAGAGAAUGCAAUAGAUCAUCCUAUGUGUUAGGAUUCUCUCUAGCUUCGACUUUAACGAAUUGUAAUGCAUGCCCUAUUGUAUGGUAUACUUUCCAUUUUAAAAGUUUUUUUCAUAACUCUAAUUUGAUAAGCCGAGCCUUCUAUAUCACAAUUCAUAGCACGUUUGUACAAUUAAAUAAACCGAGCUUUAUUCUGUUUUUUUUUUCCUGAAUGCUUCUUUCAGUAUUCUAUGAAUUUCUCUUAGGUUCCAUUUGUAUCGUGAUAUCUCCCCUAAAGUAGUUUCCGCUCUCAAUUUGGGCAAUGAAAUACAUGUGUAUUGCUGUUAUGUAAACUUCACAAAUUUGCGUCAGUAUUGUGAUACUCCUGGUAACAGAUAGUAUUAUUGGUUCUCAUAUCUUUUGAUUCUAUGACUAGAUCGAUUAUUCUAUGGCUAGAUCACCAAUAAAUACAUGGAAUCAGAAAUAUCUGCAAUCUGGGUCCUUCAGUUAUGUAUCAGGGGCUUCAUUCAUCAGCUUCUUUAUAGGAUGUGAAACUUGUUUGGUGUGAGGUACACAUAACUCAAGUUCGCGUGUGAUCAACUGAACGCUUGAGUUCGCUGAUUGGUGCCUUAGUGUGCGGUUGCAUGACUUAAGAUUCAUGUUUCCCUCAAAAGUUUACUUGGCAAGUGAAAAUCCCUCUUAAAAUCAAUUUCUUUGGCUUGUGAUUAAAAAUAGCAUUCUAACUAAAUAUAACUCAUAAUUUUCCAUUGAGACAAAACAUGGUAAUUAUUGGAGUGGUUGGUCUCUCUAGAAGUGCAGAAAGGCAGCUUGUUUUCAACACAAGCUAACUAAUGACCCCACUGCUGUUAACUCCCCACUUUGUUCUUUACUUCAUGAU
Messenger RNA from Phragmites australis (common reed), 2014 nucleotides. RefSeq lists its product as uncharacterized. The transcript is spliced from 4 exons. Bases 313 to 966 code for a protein of 217 amino acids. Lineage: Eukaryota; Viridiplantae; Streptophyta; Magnoliopsida; Poales; Poaceae. The record is from RefSeq and is a predicted model, not a curated record.